Molecule: messenger RNA, 4614 nt
Organism: Aureobasidium musti
Lineage: Eukaryota; Fungi; Ascomycota; Dothideomycetes; Dothideales; Saccotheciaceae
Source: the annotation of a GenBank genome assembly
AUGAAUCCAGCGCAUAGAGACGGCUGGCCGCCCAGAGAAGAGCACGCUUCACUCCAUCGCACUUUUGCGUAUGUCGAUAUACAUCGAGAAGAGACUGGCACGAGUACUGACGCCUCAUCACAGCGGAAACCCCCACCUGCUCAUCCUGGUGCAGCUCCUUCUCCACGCACAGGCGCUCUGCCNCCUCCAUCAGGUACACCCGACUCCGAGUCACUGACUUAUUACCAUCUGCUUACAAUUGGAACAGGUCCUUUCGCCCCUUUCCAACAGGCCCCUCACAAUAUCUUGAAUCCACCUUCGCCUCGCCAUCAGGCACAAGCAGCCUUCCCUCUCGGCCGCGACAUGCCUGAUCACCGGGACAAUAUCCAUAUCAAAGAAGAGCAAGACGCUGUGCGCCGCGAUCAGCAACGCGAGAGACAACACAUGGAGCAACUACCUCCCCAUCAAGCCCAGAGAGGGCCCAUACACAUCCAUCAGCCCGUCGCUGUACCACCAAAUGCUGUACAUGGCCCCAAUGGUCUGUUGGCCAACGCUGCUGGCGGACAUGGCCCGGUUCCAAACGCCGUCUUCAGUGGUGGUCCAGUACAACCUGCCACGCAGUCUCAGGCCAUGCUUGUUCCUAUGCAACCUGGCAGUGCUCAACCUGCAAACGUCGGCCAAGGCCAGCAGCCCAUUCUGAAUGAUGCGUUGAGUUACCUUGACCAAGUCAAGGUGCAAUUUGUCGAUCACCCAGACGUAUAUAACAGAUUCUUGGACAUCAUGAAAGACUUCAAGAGUGGAGCGUAUGUGUCGGCCUCCACAUCCGACUCUUCUGAGGUGCUGACUAGAUACAGUAUUGAUACACCUGGUGUCAUCGAACGUGUUUCGACUCUCUUUGCUGGCAACCCAGAGCUCAUCCAAGGCUUUAAUACCUUCCUGCCUCCUGGUUAUAGAAUCGAGUGCGGAACCGGUGACGAUCCAAACGCCAUCCGAGUCACGACUCCCAUGGGGACCACUGUUCAAGCCAUGCCGGCACCUCGACCUAUUUCACCUCGCGCUGCUCCCCCGACACAAGAUGGGAACAACCAGGAAGGUCCUUUGUUCGCCGCUGUAAACAGACAGGCCAACGGUAACUGGACGCCUCAAGCAGCUGGUCACUCUCACGUUGUUCACAGUCCCAGUGGCCGUCCAGUAGGCACAGCUCCUUUCGCUUCCCAGAUGGGUCCUCAGCAAGCUGCUGCGAUUGCCGAAGCUCAAGCUCGUGAACAGCAAGCUUUGAGCAUUCAGCAGGAACAGCGUGUCUCACAGUUGCAGAACGCUGUCUCUGCCGCGGCUGGUGACAACCUCGCCAGAGCCGGAAUGAUGUCUCCAAGUGGAGGCGCUGCUGCUCUUGCACAAGGCGAAAUGGUCAUCGGUCCUGAUGGACAACCUCUAGGCCACGAGAAGGUUAGACCGCAAGUUGAAUUUAACCACGCUAUCAGCUACGUCAACAAGAUCAAGAACCGCUUCCAGCAACAACCAGACAUCUACAAACAGUUCUUGGAAAUCCUGCAGACUUACCAACGCGAAUCGAAACCCAUUCAGGAUGUUUAUGCUCAAGUGACAAGACUUUUCAACUCAGCCCCGGACCUUCUGGAAGAUUUCAAGCAGUUCCUUCCAGAAUCUGCCGCCCACGCGAAAGCAGCCGCUGCUGCAAGAGCCCAGCAGCAAGAAGAGUCUGUCAUGCUCAGCAACGUGCGUGGCGAUCCUUUCUACCAGGCUCCACAACCCCACCAGACUCCAAGAGCCGAACAUCGUCUCCCUCCGGUCGGAAACUUUGCCCCAACUCCAACUGUCAACAAGGACAACAAGAGAAAGCGUGGUGACAGGCAAGGAACUGUCACCAACGCAGGUCCUGAGACAAACGGCCUUGCNAAAGCUCCAGCUUAUGGUCAGAUGGCCAAUGUCAACAAACGCGCUAAACAGGCUCAUGCUGGUAGACAAGUCAUGGCAUCUGACAUACCNCCGUCUUCGCCGACCCUGGUCCCUGCACUUCCCGAGCCUCUGCCACCAACUCAGAGCACUCUUGCAACGACUGACGAGAUGAGCUUCUUCGACCGUGCUAAGAAGGCAAUCGGCAACAAGGCCGCCAUGAACGAGUUCUUGAAGCUCUGCAACCUCUUUUCUCAGGACUUGAUUGAUCGUGCUACUCUGGUCCACAAGGCUCGUGGAUUCAUCGGUAGCAACCCUGAUCUCUUCCAAUGGUUUCAGAUGUGGGUUGGUUACACUGGUGACGAUGUAACUAUCGAAAACAAGCCCAGAGCUCCUCAAAGUAGAAUUUCCUUGAGCAACUGCCGAGGACUUGGGCCAAGUUACCGUCUUCUUCCUAAACGCGAGCGUCUUAAGCCGUGCCGCGGACGUGACGAACUCUGCAACGAAGUACUCAACGACGACUGGGCCUCCCAUCCGACAUGGGCAUCUGAAGAUUCUGGUUUCAUCGCCCACAGGAAGAACGUCCACGAAGAAGGACUCCACAAGAUUGAAGAAGAACGCCACGACUACGACUUCAACAUUGAAGCCUGUGCACGCACGAUUCAGCUUCUUGAGCCUAUUGCACAGCAGAUUCUGCGCAUGAACAACCGCGAGAAAGAGGCCCUCGAGAUUCCUCCUGGACUUGGUGGACAGAGCGAGACAAUCCACAAGCGCAUUAUCAUGAAGCUUUAUGGUCGCGAAAAAGGCCACAUGGUUGUCCAAUCUCUCCACGCUCAGCCUUAUAAGGUCAUCCCUGUGCUGCUAAACAGACUGAAGCAAAAGCUCGAGGAGUGGNNGAAACAGGCGCAGCGCGAAUGGGAGAAAGUCUGGCGUGAUCAGACACAGAAGAUGUUCUGGAAAAGUUUGGAUCACCAAGCCGUUAAUGCUAAACAGGCCGACAAGCGUCAAUUCCAGACCAAGACUCUUCUGGGCGAAGUUCACACCAGAUACGAAGAGUCAAAGAGACAACGCUUGGCUGGACAAAAUCCCCGCAAUCAACCUCAAAUGACCUUCAAAUUUGAGGACACGAGCGUAAUCAUCGACGCAUCGCAUCUGGUUCUUCUGUACGCCGAGCAGAUGCAUUCCACCGAGUUCCCAAGAUUGACCUCCUUCAUCCGAGAGUUCAUCCCUCUUUUCUUCGGUCUUGACUACGAAUGGUUCGGCAACCAGAUCAGAGCCAAGUUUGGUGACACACCUCACAUGGAUGUGGGUGACGACGCAAUCUCAGCUUUCGAUGACCCCAUUAAUGCAAAGCCUCGCAAGCCAACAACCAAGAAGGGCGAUCUUCUGCGUGGCGUUCUCGAGCGCGGACGUAAGAACCGUAAGGAUGAUGGCAGUAACACACCACUCAGCCGGGCCUCGACCCCUGACAACGCAUCCAAUGUGGAUGAAGAGAUGAGCGACAGCGCCAACGUAGUUGACGAUCUGAAGUCCGACAUUGCCUUGGACACUUGGGCGUCGCAUCCUCUGGCGGGUAACGUCCACAAAGACAAGGAGCUAUAUCUCCACCAGAUGUACCCACGUAGCAAGUUCACGCUCUACGGCAACGCAACUAUCUACUGCUUUAUUCGCGUCUUCAUAUUCUUGUAUGAGCGUCUGAACAACAUCAAGCAGGCCGAAGCCGAGGCCCACACUACAGUCGAUCGCGCAAUGGCACCCAAGCCCGCCACAGAGCUUGGUAUAAUCGACAAGCUUCCUACGGACUUCUUCACGGAUAUUAGCGAGGGUUCUAACUUCUACCGCCAAAUUCUCGGCAUGUUCGAAGACUUGAUCAAGGGAGAUAUGGACAUGGCACACAUCGAAGAGACACUACGGAGAUAUUAUCUGCAGUGCGGCUGGCAGCUCUAUUCCUUCGACAAGCUUCUCGGCGCCCUGGUGCGUUUCGCCAUUGGCAUGCUCGGCAGCGAAAGCGGCAAGGACAAGAGCUGGGACAUCCUUCAAUUGUUCCGCAAGGAUAGAGCCAAGGAUGAAACCUCUUUCCAGGACGAGAUGAACUACAGAAAGCAGACGGAGAAGUACACCAAAGACCUUGACAUCUAUGGAAUCGAAUAUGAUCAAGCAACAUCUGAAGUGCAAAUCAGGUUGAUCAAGAAGGACGACCCUACCAUCGACACAACUUCGAUGCUCCAGGAGGAUCUCUGGCGCGUUUAUGUCACCAACCUUCUCAAGCUCGCGCCGACGCCUGACGUCGCCGUAACCAGACGUCGUCCAGUAAUGCACAGAAACUUGCGCCAACUUAAUGUCGACCCAAGCACGCUUACUAGCGAAGAGCGGUCGGACGAGUACCGCAGGCUUUGUGACUCAGCCAUCUCAUCAGAAGGACUUGAGUUCCGAGUCGCAGUUGAGUUGUACCGCAUGUACUUCAUCAAGAACACUGAGGAGUAUGCAUACCAGCCAACAGCGAUCCGCAGCGGAGGCAAGGAGGGUGUUGAGGAGGCAGACUCGACAGCCCGCUACCGAAGUGAUCGUAGUCAAGACACUUUCGUCAUCAACAAUGCUGCCAUGAAGGGACUCAGCAAAGAGGAUGUCGAGGGAAAGAACUCUGGGUUCGGCGCUCUGGUCAAAGAAGGUGGUGUCACAGUGGCAUCAGGGUCUGCCGAUGAGGACGAAGAGAUGGAGGAUUAG